GGUUUCUGGGCAGAGAUGGCCCUGCAGAGCCAGGUGUGGUCUCCGGCCACACCCAUGCCCAUGGCGGAGAGCUCCCUCUACCGGCAGCGGCUAGAGGUCAUCGCGGAGAAGCGGCGGCUGCAGGAGGAGAUCCGCGCCACGCGCCGGGAGCUGGAGGAAGAGAAACUCCGCGUGGCGCGGCUCAAGAGGAAGUCUCUCCGGGAACGGUGGCUAAUGGACGGGGCAGCUGAGGAGCCAGAGCGGCCCCAGGACCCCGCCUCACAGGAACCCCAGUCACCUGAGGACCAGGCUCAGGCUCGCAUCCAGAACCUAGAAGACAGCUUGUUCACACUCCAAUCUCAGCUGCAGCUGUUGCAAAGUGCGUCCACAGGUGCCCAGCACAAGCCCUCAGGCAAGCCCACCUGGCGCCGACAGGGUCACCGUCCUCUCUCCCAGCCCACCGUGGAGACAGGUCCUGCAGGCCAGACUGAUCUAAACAAGAGAGCCUCCCUACCAGCCGGACCAGUGAGCACAUACCCAGAGUCCCCCUCUGAGCCCAGAGAGGAGGCUGUCCGGGUUCUAACAGCCCCGAGACAGGUCCCUGGGGCAGCAGGGGCCUCCUCUGAAGCCAAUGGGCCCUGCCCUGGAUCCAGCCCCCCUCCGGAGCAGGAGCAGGGUCGGGGAGUAGCAGCGUCUGAGGGGGGAGUGAAUGAGGCCAAAGGGGGAGGCAUGGUGAAGGUGGUGUGGGAGGGGCUGAGGGCCACAGAGGAUUGUGCCAUGGAGGUCACAGGCCUGGAGCUGGAGGCUAAGGUGGAGGAGAUGGUGCUGGAGGCCAUCGGGGACAGACAGGAAGCCGGCCGCCCAGAGCUCCCUUCGUGGGUCAAGGAGGACAGGGGUGUCGUGGAGGUGGUCUGGGAAGGGGUGGGAGGCACGGAGAGCAGUGACUCAGAGGCCACUGGGUCCGUGAGCAGGGGCCUGGAGGCUGCACAGACCAGCUCGCUGAGGCUCCAGGAGGGACUGGGAGGAGCAGCUUCUGGAGAAGGGGAAGGUGCCCCCAGGAGCAGCCCUGAUGGUGAUGGGCGGGGGGGCUUUGGAGGGGAGGAGGGGUCCUUCAUUUGGGUGGAGAGAGUGACCCUCAGUGAGGAGUGGGAGGAGCUGGUGGUGGAGGGGUUGGAAGGGCCAACGGCGCUGGGAAGGGAUGGAGAGGAUGAGAGUCCGCCGGGGGCGGAGGGCAGAGGUGGGGAGGAAACGUGGGAGGUGGAGAGGAGGCAGGCAGAAAAAUCAACAGGAAGGAGAGGAAGUGAAGGAAAGGCAGGCGCAGAACCAGAAGGAGCAGAGGUGUCGCCUGCGGUGGAGAGGAAAGGAAGCGAGGAAUCCUUGGAGCCGGAGAGGAGUGGCGGUGAGGAAAAGGUGGAGACAGAGACAGGAGGAGGUGACGAACCACUCUCGGCAGAAAGAAAAGGUGGUGCGGGACCUCCGAGGGCAGAGAUGGAAAGAGGCGAGGAGCCAUUGGGAGUAGCGCAGAAAAGUGCUGAGGAAAAGUUAGAGGCAAUCAAAGAACCACUGGUGACAGAAAGAAAAGAAGGUGAAGAAUCACUGACGGUAGAGAGAAUAGGAGAUGAGGAAGCAUUGGAGGAAAAGGAAAAAGAUGAGGAAUCACUGAAGGAACAGAGAACGGGAGGUGAGCAGCCAUCGGAGGCACAGACAGGAGAUGAGGAAUCACUGAAGGUAGAGAGAAUGGCAGGUGAAGAGCCACUGCAGACAGAGAAGACUCAAGGGGUGGAGGAAGAUCUGAGUCCAGGAGAGCAGAGAGAGUCAGGAGGAGGAAAGGAAUGUCAGGCAGAGGAAGUGAGUGAGGAAGGGCGUCCCCUGGGGGCCAAGGAGGAGCCGAGACCGGAGGAAGAGGGACAGCAGGCCCAGGAGAAGCAGGAAGGCUCCCCGGAAGCAGAAGCAGUGAAGCCCCAAACCUCUGCUGAGGGCCAGGACCCCUCUGGGGAUGCCACCCCCCUCCUGGCAGAGCCCUCGGCUCAGGAGCAGCCCGCUGAGUGCCAGCCACUGCUUCAGGUGGAGGGGCCCAGGGCCAACCCCAGUGCCCACCCCGUGCCCACCUAUGCACCUGCCCGGCAGCCAGAGCCAUCUGCCCCUCCUGAGGGGGAAGAGGUGAGCGGCUCUAAGCAGAAGUGCCAGUGUUGUGCGGUUAUGUGAGCCCGCACCCUCCACCCCGCUCCCAGCUCCUCUCACAGCUACCUCGGCCUCUUGGCAUCCAGCAGAUGGUCCCAGGCACAGACAGGGCACCACGGGACUGGCGAUGGCACCUGGGAGCCAGCUGGUCCACAUGUCCACCUCCACCUGGGCUUCCAAACCC
Hippopotamus amphibius kiboko is the source of this 2344-nucleotide messenger RNA. It is a transcript of the gene PALM3, whose product is annotated as paralemmin 3. Bases 16 to 2184 code for a protein of 722 amino acids. Gene Ontology annotation, biological process: negative regulation of cytokine-mediated signaling pathway; response to lipopolysaccharide; Toll signaling pathway. The record is from RefSeq and is a predicted model, not a curated record. The transcript has 7 exons. Lineage: Eukaryota; Metazoa; Chordata; Mammalia; Artiodactyla; Hippopotamidae. Gene Ontology annotation, cellular component: membrane.